Messenger RNA from Prosopis cineraria, 1007 nucleotides. RefSeq names its product glycine-rich cell wall structural protein 2-like. Bases 1 to 783 code for a protein of 260 amino acids. Lineage: Eukaryota; Viridiplantae; Streptophyta; Magnoliopsida; Fabales; Fabaceae. The transcript is spliced from 4 exons. The record is from RefSeq and is a predicted model, not a curated record.
AUGGGUGCUAUUACUACUGCUGGUAAGCUGAUAUUCGUGGCUUUCCUUACGUGGAGUACAUUCUUGUGUGCUUUGAGUGGCGUUGUUCAAGGGAAGGACGUGGAUAUCAAUGACAGUGGCUAUGUGGUGGGGAGUGGCGGUGGCGGCAAUGGAGUUACCGGGGGCUCUGGACGUGGUGAGGGAUAUGGUGCAGGUGGAGGCAGCAAUGGAAGUGGAGGAGGGGGCGGCGGCGGUGGAGGAGGAGGAGGAGGAGGAGGAAGUGGUGGGUCCGGCCAUGGAGAAGGAUUCGGAGCAGGAGGUGGAGUAGGUGAAAAUGGAGGUGGUGGUGGUGGAGAAGGUGGUGGAAGUGGCGGCGGCGGUGGAGGAGGGGGGGGAGAGGGAGGAAGCAAUGUUGGAAGUGGUGAAGGCUCAGGUCAUGGAAGUGGUUUUGGAGAAGGAGCUGGCAUGGGAAUUGCAGGAGGAGGGGGACGAGGUGGAGGCGGCGGCGGCGGCGGGGGCAGAGGCCAUGGCGGAGGAUAUGGUGAAGGUAGUGGAGUCGGUGCAGGUUUGGGCGUGAGCAACAAUAUUGGUGGAGUAGGAGGAAGUAGUGGAGGAGGUGGAGGUGGAGGUGGAAGCGGAGGUGGCGGCGGCGGAGGUGGAGGAGGAGGGAGUGGAUAUGGAGAAGGAUAUGGUGGAGGGGAAGGAGGAGGCUAUGGAGGAGGGAAUACGAAUAACAAUGGAAAUGGCAAGGGAAUGGGAAUGGGAUUUGGAAUGGGAAUGGAAUGGGAUUCGGAUUUGGAGUAGGGGCAACCAAUGGAGCAGCUGGAAAUACUGCCAUGAGUGUCCAUUCUCACCAACCCUAGCUCUUACGAUCUCCCUCCCUUCAUAAAAUAUAUCAUACCAAAACUCCAUAAUUUGUUUGAUGUCUCUAGUGUUCAUGACAUGUGAUCUACUGUUUUACCUAGAGAUGAAUCCUAGUUCAUGAUUCUCGUGCAAAAUAAUAAAUUACCAUUUCUUUUUCUUUUUUA